This is a messenger RNA of Priceomyces carsonii, 2334 nucleotides long. Its product is annotated as peptide alpha-N-acetyltransferase complex A subunit. Gene Ontology annotation, biological process: N-terminal peptidyl-methionine acetylation. The transcript has a single exon. Gene Ontology annotation, molecular function: protein binding. Lineage: Eukaryota; Fungi; Ascomycota; Pichiomycetes; Serinales; Debaryomycetaceae. Bases 1 to 2334 code for a protein of 777 amino acids. The record is from RefSeq and is a predicted model, not a curated record. Gene Ontology annotation, cellular component: NatA complex; cytoplasm.
AUGGUUGCCCGAAGCACGCCGUUGUUUGCUUCAAAGGAAGAUGAAAACUUUCGUGAAGCAUUAAAGUUGUAUGACCAAAAGCAAUACAAAAAGGCUUUGAGAUUGGUUGAAUCGAACUUAAAGAAGAAUUCCAGUCAUUCCGAAUCAUCAGCUCUAAAAGGUUGCAUAAACUAUCACUUAGGUCAUAAGUCUGAUGCUGAAUCAUUUAUUUUACGUGCUUUGAGAAAAGAGCCGAAUAAUUACUUGGUAGAUCAUUUGGCAGGUAUAUACUACAGAGCGGUAGAAAAUUAUCCAGAGUCUGCUAAAUGGAUGAAGGCUGCUUCCGAUAAUGGGUCUCCAAAUAAACAGAUUUUAAGAGAUUCUGCAGUUUUGCAAACCCAGGUUAGGGAUUACAAGAAUUUGGUCGACUCCAGACAAAUGUAUCUUGAAUAUCAACCGGGAUACAGGGCAAAUUGGACGGCGGUAGCUGUUGCCCAUUAUCUUAACAAAGAUUACAGAGCUGCUGAGUCAACUUUAACUAAGAUUGAAGAAAUUAUAAAGGACCAUUUAACUGAUGCGGAUAGGUAUGAGCAGAGUGAAUGCGUUCUUUUUAAAAAUGAUAUCAUUGCUGAAUCGGGGGAUAUAGCAAAGGCUCUUGAAACAUUAAACAAAGAUGAGGAUGAAAUAAAGGAUAAGCUUGCUGUUUUAGAGUUACGUGCAAAAUAUUUAACUCUUUUGGGUGACAACAAGCAAGCGUCUUUGAUUUACCGAGAGCUUUUGAAAAGGAAUCCUGAUAUCGUUGAUUACUACUAUUUAUUGGAAAAGACGUUGGGCACUACAAACGGUUCAGAAGAUUUGAGAGUCAGGUUAUAUGAGAAGUUGGCUAAGUUUUAUCCUAAAUCAGACCCACCGCAAUUUUUACCGUUGACUUUUUUGGCGGCUGAAAGCCCUCACUUCGAACAAAAAGUUAAAGAGUACACGUUGGGGCAGCUUAAAAAAGGUAUUCCUUCUGCUUUUAUUAAUGUUAAGCCUCUUUAUAAAAAUAAGAAAAAGGUUCAGGUGAUAGAAAAGGUUGUUACUGAAUUUUUAAAAAAUGAUGUUCCUAAGCUAAUUCCAACAGUAGAAGUUUGGACCAAGUACUUUUUGGCUCAACAUUACUUAUUUCUUAAGAACUACGAAGUGGCCGUUGAUUAUAUAGAAGCUGCUUUGAAGCAUUCUCCUACAUUAGUAGAAUUGUAUAUCACCAAAGCAAGGAUUCUUAAGCAUCAAGGGAAUGUGCUAGAAGCUUCCAAUGUCAUGGAAGAGGGCAGGACUUUAGAUUUACAAGAUAGAUUUAUAAACUCAAAGUCCACGAAGUAUUUGCUAAGAGCAAAUAAAGUGAAUGAGGCUGUUGAUAUAAUAUCAUUGUUUACAAAGUUGGACGAAGAUUCAGUUAAUGGCUGUAAAGACUUGCAUUUAAUGCAAGUAACAUGGUUUUUGGUUGAAUCUGCAGAAGCGUAUACAAGGGAAUAUAAAAAGUACGAAGCUCAAUUAUCCGAGCUUCUUAAAUCUUCUACAGAAGAGGAGGAAGAACUUAAGGAAGCCGAAUUGAUGGGUGAAAUAGAGUUGUAUAAGGGCUUAGCCUUAAAAAGACUAUACGCUAUCGUUAAAAUUUUUGAUACCUUCUAUAAUGAUCAAUUUGAUUUUCAUAGCUAUAGCGUGAGAAGAGGAACACCAAGGCAUUAUAUUGCGGCUUUGAAAUGGGAAGAUGCAAUUCGUACGACUCCUAUAUACACAAGGGCGUUGAGGGAUUUGUUUUCUAUUUAUAUUGAAACAUAUGAAAAUCAUGAGGUUAACUCACAGUUACUUGUGGGAAAUGAAACAAAAGCGAAAAAGAGCAAUAAAAAAAAUAAAAAAGGUAAGGCCCAAUCCUUAAAGAAACGUGCAGAUUUAAUUAGUAAAGUAGAAUCUGAGAAAAAUGAUGCUGAUCCAUUAGGAGCAGCAUUAUUGUCUGAAAUUAAUAAUUCUCCUGAGGAAUCUAUUGAUACUUUAUUUGAGUUGUUUAAGCCGUUGGCUGGCGAGGGAAAGGACUUAAUAUUAACAUGGAGUGCCCUUUUUAAAAUAUAUCUUAUAAAGAGAAAGUAUGUUUUGGCAUUACAGGCAAUUAGAAACUUGAACAAAAUAUUAGAUCCUUUUAAUCAAAAGAAGCCUAAAGUGAUUGGCUCGAUGAUAUAUGUGUUAUCUGAUUCAGCCAAAAAAGACUCGGAUGCAAAUGCUGCGAUUUUAAAAGUAGUUGACAAAGGCUUGCAAGCGGCUUUUCCAGAGUUUGGUGAUCUUUCAAGAGAAGAAUUUAUGAAAGUCUAUAGUCACACUUGA